AUGUCUUACACUGUUCCAGAUGUAUCAUCUUUGCCUGCAUUAUCUGAUCCUUUAGAAACAGCUAAAAGAUUAGCUGCAUACCGUGCUAUUGAUGAGAAUGUCGAUUUCAAGAACGAUAAAGUAAUUGGUAUUGGUAGUGGAAGUACUGUCGUUUACGCUGCUGAAAGAUUGGGUCAAUACUUAAAGGACUUGAAAUACACUGAAUGUGUUUCAAAAUUUAUUUGUAUACCAACAGGCUUCCAAUCCAGAGCUUUAAUUUUAGAUAAUGGCUUGAAAUUAGGCACGGUCGACAACUAUCCAGAAAUUGACGUUGCAUUCGAUGGUGCUGACGAAGUCGAUACAAAUUUACAAUUAAUUAAAGGUGGUGGUGCAUGUUUAUUCCAAGAAAAAUUAGUGAGUACUAGCGCUAAAAAAUUCAUUGUCAUUGCUGAUCAUAGAAAACAAUCUCCACAUUAUUUAGGUACAAAUUGGACAAAAGGUAUUCCAAUCGAAGUUGUUCCUGCUGCUUAUGUGCGUGUACAGAAUGAUUUAAAGAAGCUAGGAGCACAUAAGAUCGUUCUAAGACAGGGAACACCUGCAAAAGCUGGCCCUGUUGUAACAGAUAAUAAUAAUUUCUUAAUCGAUGCUGACUUUGGUCAACUUGAAGAUCCAAAAUCAUUAUAUUUCAAAAUUUUGACUUUAGUUGGUGUCGUUGAAGUAGGUUUAUUCAUCGAUAACGCAGAAAGAGUUUACUUCGGUAACAGUGAUGGUUCCGUCACACAUGCCGAUAGAAAGUAA
Molecule: messenger RNA, 777 nt
Organism: Tetrapisispora phaffii CBS 4417
Lineage: Eukaryota; Fungi; Ascomycota; Saccharomycetes; Saccharomycetales; Saccharomycetaceae
Gene: RKI1
Product: ribose-5-phosphate isomerase RKI1
Exons: 1
Coding region: 1-777 (258 amino acids)
Biological process (GO): pentose-phosphate shunt, non-oxidative branch; D-ribose metabolic process
Cellular component (GO): intracellular membrane-bounded organelle
Molecular function (GO): ribose-5-phosphate isomerase activity
Source: RefSeq, a predicted model, not a curated record